Messenger RNA from Lottia gigantea (owl limpet), 804 nucleotides. RefSeq lists its product as hypothetical. The coding region runs from base 1 to 804 and encodes 267 amino acids. The transcript has 4 exons. NCBI's taxonomy places the organism in Eukaryota, Metazoa, Mollusca, Gastropoda, Lottiidae. The record is from RefSeq and is a predicted model, not a curated record.
AUGACCAUUGUUAAUAUUUCAGGUUAUUAUUGUGAUGGAUUAGGUUUAGUACAAGUAACAAAUCCUUGUGAUGAAGGUUAUUAUUGUCCAGAAGGACAAACAACAGCUGCUCCAGUAGCCUUCAUCUGUCCUCAAGGCUUCAAUUGUCCAACAGGAUCAGAUCAACCUAUUAUGUGUCCUAGAGGUUUUUACCAAUUUUCGACAGGCAUGGGUACAUGUGACCAAUGUCCUUCCAGAUUUUAUUGUGAUCCUUAUGAACUUGGUAAUACUACUGGUAUUAUUAAUCCUGUAGACUGCCCAGUUGGUCAUUACUGUCCCCUCAGUACAGGAUAUAAGUAUACCAAUCCAUGUCCACCUGGUACAUUUAGUAAUACACCAGGUUUUGAAUCUAGUGGUAAGUACGCUAAUGAAUGUAUACCAUGUGACCCAGGGUAUUACUGUCCAUCACAAGGGUUGAUCAAACCCUAUGCAGAAUGUACUGCUGGUUAUUAUUGUGAAGUUGGAUCUCCAGAACCAGCACCUGUUGGACAGUCGUAUGGUUAUUUAUGUCCAGUUGGUCAUUAUUGUCCACAAGGUACACCAGUGCCUGUUCCUUGUAGCAAGGGGACAUACCAACCACAACAAGGAGCAGGAAAUAAAAGUGAAGAUUGUAUUGAAUGUCCACCAGGAUAUUAUUGUCAGGGUCAAGGCAACACUAAUCCAACAGGACUCUGUGAUCCUGGAUUCUUCUGUACAGCUGGAUCAAUGCACAAACGACCCUUUGAUCCUGGUUUCCUUACUUACAUCAAUGGAACAUCAAGGUAA